ACGCAGACAAUGGAGCGCGCAUUACUUGUGCCCCAGCUGCCCCCGCACGACCCGAGGACCCCAGCGUUGUCGGUGGUGGACAUGCACACCGGCGGCGAGCCCCUGCGCAUCGUGCUAGCGGGGUGUCCGGAGGUGGUCGGCUCCACGUUGCUGGCCAAGCGGCGCUACAUGCGCCAGCACCUUGACCACGUGCGACGGCGGCUCAUGUUCGAGCCCCGAGGGCACCGGGAUAUGUACGGAGCGGUCCUGGUGCCUAGCGAGCUGCCGGACGCGCACCUAGGCGUCCUGUUCCUGCAUAACGAGGGCUACAGUUCCAUGUGCGGCCACGCCGUCCUGGCGCUGGGCCGUUUCGCGCUCGACUUCGGGCUGGUGCCUGCGCCCCCGCCUAACGCCCGCGAGGCCCGCGUCAACAUUCACUGCCCAUGCGGGCUAGUGGCCGCCUUCGUGGCGUGCGAGGGCGGCCGCAGCCGCGGCCCAGUGCGCUUCCACAGCGUCCCGGCCUUCGCGCUGGCCACAGACCUCACAGUCGAUGUUCCUGGCCAUGGAAAGGUGGUGGUAGACAUUGCAUAUGGUGGCACAUUUUAUGCAUUCGUCAGUGCUGAAAAGUUUGGACUUGUCAUUUGUUCUGCAAAGACCAGGGACCUCGUAGAUGCAGCAAGUGCAGUGACGGAAGCAGUGAAAGCUCAGUUUAAAAUUAAUCAUCCUGAUAGUGAAGAUCUUGCCUUUCUGUAUGGAACUAUAUUAACAGAUGGAAAAGACGCUUAUAGUGAGGAACCAACCGCCAACAUCUGUGUGUUUGCAGAUGCACAGGUUGACAGAAGUCCUACUGGCUCAGGAGUGACAGCCCGAAUUGCCUUACAGUAUCACAAAGGGCUUCUGGAACUGAACCAGACCAGAGCCUUUAAAAGCAGUGCAACUGGCUCAGUAUUCACUGGGAAGGCUGUGAGGGAAGCAAAAUGUGGUGAUUUUAAAGCUGUUAUAGUGGAAGUAUCAGGACAAGCCCAUUACACAGGUACAACAAGCUUUACAGUAGAAGACAAUGACCCACUGAAGGAUGGAUUUCUUCUCAAGUGACUUCUUCUAUGACUUUUAAGAGAUUUCUUUUUAAAACAAUUAUCUAUAAGUAGUUUUUCUCUAAAUCAUGUGAAAAACAAUAUGUGAU
Trichechus manatus latirostris (Florida manatee) is the source of this 1162-nucleotide messenger RNA. RefSeq names its product trans-L-3-hydroxyproline dehydratase (gene L3HYPDH). The record is from RefSeq and is a predicted model, not a curated record. The transcript has 5 exons. Gene Ontology annotation, molecular function: hydro-lyase activity. Lineage: Eukaryota; Metazoa; Chordata; Mammalia; Sirenia; Trichechidae. The coding region runs from base 10 to 1074 and encodes 354 amino acids.